Messenger RNA from Parasteatoda tepidariorum (common house spider), 1238 nucleotides. RefSeq lists its product as uncharacterized. Lineage: Eukaryota; Metazoa; Arthropoda; Arachnida; Araneae; Theridiidae. The record is from RefSeq and is a predicted model, not a curated record.
UCAAGUUAUUGGAGAAAGGGGGGAAGACAAAGGAAAUAGUCACAUAGUUUUUGAGGCUGAGUAUAUAAGCUGGUUUCCUAGGUAUCAUGGCAAUCAUAUUCGGAUUCAGGUAUUCCAAAGUAAACAUCCCUUCAGACAAAAUGAAAUUUCAGGUUUUCGCAUUAGCCAUUGUGCUAAUAUCAGCUGUUGUAGCAGAAGAAAAAUCAGAAGACUUAGCCGUAGAAGAAAGUGCUCCUCAUUAUGAAGUAUACCCAGUACAUGCAUCUAGUCACGGUAGCCAUGGUUAUGGAUCACAUGGACAUUUGUCCAAAGGACACGACUCUCAUGGACAUGGACAUUACUCAGACCAUGGGGAAGAUGGAAAGACUGGCUACGACAAACAUGGUUCUCAUUUGAUCUCCUCUUAUGGUGAUCAUGGAGCUCAUGGCUCUCAUGGAGGACAUCAUGACCACUAUGGCAAGCAUGGUGCCUACGUUAAAAACAGUGGACAUGGAUAUGAAAAAGCUUAUUCUUAUGAUAAACAAGUUCAUCUCCAUGAUGUUGACUCUCAUAAAUCUGGUCAUCAUGACAGUCAUGCUGAUCAUGGACACCAUGGAUAUAAAAAUGCUGGCCAUUACGAUCAGGCAGCACAUAAAGCAUACGGUUCACACGGAAAGGCUGGAUCAUACGGCUAUGGCUCUUCUGGCCACCUGAAAUCUGACCAUGGUCACCACGCUUAUGACAAACAUGACAAUGGAAAGCAUGGAUAUGCUGCCUCUUAUGGUGCUGGUCACUAUGAGCCUGCUCCAGCUGUAUACGUAGCUAAAGCACCCUUGCCAGUCUACGCACCAAAGGCUGCAGUCUAUGUGCCAAAAGCUGUUGUCGCACACGAGCCAGUCUACGUUUCUAAAGUAGCUCACGCAGCCCCAGCUUAUGCUCACAAACCUCUUGUCUCUGUCUACCAACCUAAAGUUGCCAUUCCCAUCUAUGAGCCAAAGCCAUCUGCACCAGGAUAUUACUCCUAUCAUCAUUAAAUCAGGAACACUGGCGAAAUAUAAAUUGGAUAUGAAGACAAUGAGAGCUCGACCAAAGUCUCUUUCAUCAACGAAAACGUGUACAUUGGAAUAGUGAAGACUCAUGGGGCUGAAACAGAGUAAAAAGUUGUGUGAAAGGAAACUCUUUGUGUAUAAGUUAUGACUGUAUAUUUCAUUCUCAUGUUGAUGAAAAAUAAACUUAUUUAAUUUUUUGUACAAAUUAAA